AUGGAACUGUACGCCGAGUGGCUUCUUGAGAUUGCGGCUCCUGAAGCUCUGAUUUAUACCUUUCUCAAGGCUUGUCAAAUCUGGUUUUGCAAGACAAAGAGUCGAGACUUGCUUGAGCAGUCUUGUGAGGUCACCAUGCGCACGCUGUACCAACUUGAGGACGGGCCGGAAAAGUUGAACUUGCAGGCCUGUACUCUCAGCACUCAGGCUAAGCUCGCUGAUAUUAUUGGGGAUCAUACCAAAGCAAUCGAGCUCAUCAAGGUGGCCUGUGCAAUCCGGAUGCAGGAAACGCCGCUUAAGAAGGCACAGGUAUACGGCACUGUGUGCAAAGUGGGGCAUUAUCAUUACAAAGCAUGCCAGUACGAGGAGUCUGAGAGAUGGUACGAGCUGUCCGGAGCAUGGUGGCAGUCGUUGAUAGAAGAUGGGGACGAACCUCGCGGUCGCUUGGCUCCGCACCUCGUGAUGUAUGGCUACUGUUUGUUGCGUCUCCGCCAGUUCAACAAAGCGCAGGAAUUGUUCCUGAACCUGAUACCUCAAUUGGCAUCCGAGGGACCCUCCGGCUGUAAUAUGUUGGCCCUGGGAUGGGUUGGAUUGGCGGCAGCGGAAAUCCACCAGCAAGACUAUGAUGCCGCCGAGAUUCAUUACAUUGAGGCCGAAAGUGCCUUUUUCGAAAAACUGUUCGCGGCCGAUAUUUCCAGCUCGGAAAAAAAUGUUGCUGAAACCGGCAUCAAACUCGUUCGCCGUCGUUUGGAGAUCACGAGGGCACAGCGGGCUGCCCAACACAUUGACGCCUUGUCUGAGAUCGCUGAGGCUGUUUCGCAGCUUGAUCUUGCAGAUUGCGAGGUUGGAGAACGAAUGCUUCGGGAGACGACUGAAGGCUCCUUUGAUGUUGAGGAAUCAAAUGCCUGGUAA
Messenger RNA from Aspergillus melleus, 912 nucleotides. RefSeq lists its product as uncharacterized. The transcript has 4 exons. Bases 1 to 912 code for a protein of 303 amino acids. Gene Ontology annotation, molecular function: protein binding. The record is from RefSeq and is a predicted model, not a curated record. NCBI's taxonomy places the organism in Eukaryota, Fungi, Ascomycota, Eurotiomycetes, Eurotiales, Aspergillaceae.